Heterotrigona itama is the source of this 1014-nucleotide messenger RNA. The record is from the annotation of a GenBank genome assembly. Lineage: Eukaryota; Metazoa; Arthropoda; Insecta; Hymenoptera; Apidae.
AUGGCGGAGAUAUCUUGUAACAGCGCAGACGAAUGCACUCCGGCGAAGAAAGCCAAAAUAGAAAGAGAAAAUGAUUCUGAGAAUCCUGGUAGCAUACACGACGCGGAAUUUUGUUUGUCCGCGUUUAAUGUGAAGAAAGUACUGCAGCAUAAUUGCACGAGGAAACAGAUAUAUAUAGAGGGUGCUUUCAAGGGGCAUGAAGGGCCGGCAGUCGUCGUGCUGGAGAAGCAGAAUUUCUUCGACGAUCAGGAAACUCUGAAAGAAUUGUUCGACGACAAGACAGACUUGCACAAACUUUACAAAAAUGACAUUUACGGGAAUUAUGAGUGUUUCCCCCUUAAAAAGUACAAUGGUAUAAACGCGACGAUAAUACAUCCUGCGACGGCAAAACAUAUCGAAAAAUUUCGAAGGAAAGAACUUUAUAUCAUAGACGAAACUUACGAGCUCUAUCAGAAAAUUACGCUCCCGUAUAUCGAAUCGAACAGUUUUUCUGUUGAGUGGGUGUAUAACAUUUUGGAACACAAAGCGGAACAGGAUAGAAUUGUGUAUGAAAAUAACGACGAGAAAACUGGAUUUAUAAUGGUAAAUGAUUUGAAAUGGGACGGGCAACCAAACACGUUGAAAUUAAUAGCACUUCCGUUUCAAAAGAUUCGAUGUAUCAGGGAAUUAAACGAGUCUCAUCUUCCUCUUCUAAAGAAUAUAAAAGAAGCUGGAACUGCCGCAAUUGCUAAGAAAUUCAAUGUACCUGCAUCACAGCUUAGAAUUUAUUUGCAUUAUCAGCCGUCCUACUAUUAUCUUCACGUUCAUUUUGCAUAUCUGAUGUUUGAAGCUCCAGGUAUAUAUGUGGAAAAAGCACAUUUGCUGUCUUCAGUUAUAAGAAACAUUGAGUUAAUGUCAAAUUAUUACACGAAGGCUGUACUUUCCUACGUUGUUACCGAAGGAGAUCCGCUGUACACGAAAUUUUUGGAAGAAGGAACUAUAAAUGUAGCAAAUUCUAAAAAUACAGAAGAUUGA